Molecule: messenger RNA, 1031 nt
Organism: Cornus florida
Lineage: Eukaryota; Viridiplantae; Streptophyta; Magnoliopsida; Cornales; Cornaceae
Product: probable glutathione S-transferase
Exons: 2
Coding region: 100-768 (222 amino acids)
Biological process (GO): glutathione metabolic process
Cellular component (GO): cytoplasm
Molecular function (GO): glutathione transferase activity
Source: RefSeq, a predicted model, not a curated record
AUGAGAAAUUUGUGGUUUAUAUAGGAUCCUAUUCACUGUAUCUUUAAAUGCUCCUCCUUCACUUCUAACCAAUAUCGUAAUUUCUGCAGAUCAGUAACAAUGUCAGAUGAGGUGGUUCUGUUGGAUUUUUAUGCUAGCAUGUUUGGCAUGAGGAUCAGAAUUGCACUAGCAGAGAAGGGCAUCAAAUAUGAAUACAAAGAAGAAGAGGGCUUGCUUGGAAACAAGAGUGAGCUGCUUCUCAAGAUGAACCCGGUUCACAAGAAAAUCCCGGUCCUGAUCCACAACGGAAAGCCGGUCUGUGAGUCCCUCAUAGCAGUCCAGUACAUUGAUGAGGUCUGGAAAGACCAAGCUCCUCCUCUGUUACCGUCUGAUCCUUACCAGAGAGCUCAAGCGAGGUUCUGGGCUGAUUAUAUUGACAAGAAAAUUUAUGAUGCUGGGAGGAAGACAUGGGCCACAAAAGGAGAAGAAUUGGAAGCAGGCAAGAAGGAGUUUAUAGAAUGCCUCAAGGUGCUGGAAGGAGUGCUUGGAGACAAGCCAUACUUUGGUGGUGAGAGCUUUGGGUUCCUCGAUAUUGCUCUUGUCACUUACUAUUGCUGGUUUCAUGCCUAUGAGACCUGCGGCAACUUCAGUGUAGAGGCAGAGUGUCCUAAGCUGGUGGCAUGGGCUGAGAGUUGCAUGAAGAAGGAGAGUGUGUCCAGUUCCCUUUGUGACCCCAACAAGGUUUAUGACUUCGUCUUGGAACUGAAAAAGAGGUAUGGGGUGAAUUAGGAGGAUUGCUUCACCUCAAGAUGCAAAUCAGAUACUGCUGUAUGUGUUCUUGUUUAUGGAGUCUUUUUGUGUUCUUAGGAUGGUGCACUAUUUGGUUAAAAUAAAGGGGACACUUAGCUGUGUCCUUGGGAUAAUUCCUGUUAAAGAAUUUGGAGAAGUCACAGAUCUUUAUGCAGUUCUUGUAAUUUUCAUUUUUCUUCAGAAAAAGUGUUAGCUGUUGUAAAAGGGAAAUAAAUAAACUUUGGUGUGCUUGCUUGGUUUCA